AUGCCAUAUCUAGGACUCAAAGGCAAUGGCCUGCUGGCAGGAAUCGCCUUGUCAUCUGGCAUGGGCUUUGUUCUGUUUGGCUACGAUGACGGGGUUAUUGGUGGUCUUCUUACCUCUCCCACUUUCGAGAGUACUUUCCAUCUCAGCAGCGGCAUGCAAGGAACUGUUACAUCCCUAUUCAUCAUCGGUUGUUUAGUCGGUUGUCUGUUCACCAGUAUCACCAACGGUAGAUGGGGUCGUCUCACAAUCACUCAUGCCGGAUCCAUAAUUCUCAGCUUCGGUGCUACAUUGCAGGCUUCUAGCUUUGGUGUACCACAGCUGAUAGUUGGGAGAAUCGUCGCUGGAAUUGGCCUCGGUCUAAUCACAAGUAAUGUGAUUGUUUGGCAGUCGGAGAGCGCUCCGAGGAAAGUUCGAGGCAUGCUUGUUGCUAGUGCGUUGAGUUUAUUGAUCGUUGGCCAGCUUCUUGCCUACUGGAUAGACUAUGCAAUGGCAGAUUACUCUUCCAGUGUAGGUUGGAGAUUUCCGUUGGCCUUCCAAGCAUUCAUUGCCAUUUUGACUAGUGUCAUGCUGUGCUUCAUGCCUGAGUCUCCCCGUUGGCUCUUCCAACAAGACCGUACCGAAGAAGCAACGCAGAUUUUACGCCUACUGCAAACCCACAAGGGUGUCGUGGACGAAGACGCUCUCAGUAUUACGAUUUCCGAUAUCGUAGAAGCCCUUGAGAUGGAAAAGAAACAAGCUGGGUGGAGAGACCUACUUAAAGAAGAUGCGGUUUGCUCCCGACGUCGAGUUCUACUGGCCUGUCUGUUGAACUCCUGCCAGGCUUGGAGUGGAAGUACCCCAAUAAGCUACUACACUACAGUUAUAUUUCAAGACUCCGUCGGAUUAUCCUAUAACCUUUCACUCUUGAUGUCCGGCUUUCUACAAAUCUGGUUCUUAGUGGCAUCCUUUGGAACCUGGUACACUAUUGAAAAAGCUGGUCGUCGGAAGUCAUUCAUGGUCUCUGCAGCCUGUAUGGCAGCUGUCAUGGCAGCCUUGGCGGCUUGUAUUGCGGUUGACACUCAUGCAAGUGGUAUCGUUGCUGCAGUCAUGAUUUUCUUAUACCAGAGUUUCUACACGUGGGGAUUUAUGGGAGGUCUUUGGUGCUACGGGCCUGAGAUUCUACCUCUUGCUCACCGUACCAAAGGCUCCGGCUUAGCAACCGCUUGCCUCUGGCUAUCAACCUUUGUCGUUGUCGAAUUCGUGCCAACAGCAAUCAGUAACAUCGGCUGGCGUGUCUACAUUAUCUUCGCCGUCUUUAAUCUCGCCUUUAUCCCGAUGAUCUAUUUCUUGUUCCCUGAGACGGCGGGAUUUACGCUUGAGGCUGUUGAUCUUGCAUUCAUGGACAAGGAAAAGGGACCAGUCAAGCGGGCGAAUGAGCUAUGGGGGAUUAUCAAAAAGGGUGGAGAUGUUGGCCUAAGAGGGGAACUGCACGGUGAGAAGAAAGAGAUGGGAGGCGUGGAGAUGAUCGAAAAGGCGUGA
Molecule: messenger RNA, 1518 nt
Organism: Talaromyces amestolkiae
Lineage: Eukaryota; Fungi; Ascomycota; Eurotiomycetes; Eurotiales; Trichocomaceae
Exons: 6
Coding region: 1-1518 (505 amino acids)
Biological process (GO): carbohydrate transport; transmembrane transport
Cellular component (GO): membrane
Molecular function (GO): carbohydrate:proton symporter activity
Source: RefSeq, a predicted model, not a curated record